Molecule: messenger RNA, 3616 nt
Organism: Conger conger (European conger)
Lineage: Eukaryota; Metazoa; Chordata; Actinopteri; Anguilliformes; Congridae
Product: potassium voltage-gated channel subfamily H member 6-like
Exons: 17
Coding region: 2-3616 (1204 amino acids)
Biological process (GO): membrane repolarization during action potential; regulation of heart rate by cardiac conduction; regulation of ventricular cardiac muscle cell membrane repolarization
Cellular component (GO): membrane
Molecular function (GO): inward rectifier potassium channel activity
Source: RefSeq, a predicted model, not a curated record
GAUGCCGGUCAGACGCGGGCACGUGGCACCGCAGAACACAUUCUUGGACACAAUCAUUCGGAAAUUCGAAGGCCAGAACCGUAAGUUCGUCAUCGCGAACGCGCGCGUGGAGAACUGCGCCAUCAUCUUCUGCAAUGACGGCUUCUGCGGGAUGUGUGGCUACUCGCGGGCGGAGGUGAUGCAGAAGCCCUGCGCCUGCAGCUUCCUGUACGGGCCCCGCACCAAGCGCCUCGCCGUGCUGCAGAUGGCUCAGGCCCUGCUGGGCUCCGAGGAGCGCAAGGUGGACAUCGCCCUCUACAGCAAGGACGGUGUGUGUUUCCCCUGCAUGGUGGAUGUCGUUCCGGUGAAGAACGAGGAGGGCGUGGUCAUCAUGUUCAUCCUGAACUUUGAGCUGGAGAACGACGGGAAAGCGCACAUCUCCCCCCACAGAGACAUCCGCCGCAAAAUCCCCAUCCCCUGGAUCUCCUCAGGUAAGAGCCCCACCCCCCCUGGAUCUCCUCAGCCCCACCCCCUGCUGUUCCACAGUAAGAGCCCCACCACCCUGCUGUUCCACAGUAAGAGCCCCACCACCCUGCUGUUCCACAGUAAGAGCUCCACCCCCCUGCUGUUCCACAGCGGGCGGUAUGGCUUCAGGCUACGUCUCCCCCUGCUGGGUUCGGGGGGGGCGAGGAAGCGCUCCCUGAGGGAGGACCCGGAGGCGGGGGUGACGCGGGACACGUCCCAGCUGGUCCAGGACGGGUCCCUGGCCCUGAGCGAGCUCCCGACGCCCCCGCUGCUCCAGUCCUCCCUGCGUCUGGACCCCGACACGUCCCUCUCCACCUGCAGCCUCACCCGCAGCCGGUCCCACCAGAGCCUGCAGACCGCCGGGGACGGCCCCGAGAACGCCCCGGGCCCCUGGGACGGCCGCGCCCUGCCCCGCUGCUCCAGCACAGGAGCGGUGAACCACAAGCCCGGCCUGCAGAACUCCACCUCGGACUCGGACCUGGUGCGGUUCCGCGCCCUCAGCGCCAUCCCCCAGAUCUCGCUCAACUUCGUGGACUUCAGGCCCGACCCGUUCAUCACGCUGCCGGCCGCCGAGGUGGACCUGGUGGCGCCCUGCAAGCUGAUGGACCGCACCCACAACGUGACCGAGAAGGUCACGCAGGUGCUGUCGCUAGGCGCCGACGUCCUUCCGGAAUACAAGCUGCAGGCCCCGCGCAUCCACAAGUGGACCAUCCUGCACUACAGCCCCUUCAAGGCGGUGUGGGACUGGCUGAUCCUGCUGCUGGUGAUCUACACGGCCAUCUUCACGCCGUACUCGGCCGCCUUCCUGCUGAGCGACGAGGAGGAGGCGGCCCGGCAGACGUGCGGCUACUCCUGCAGCCCGCUGAACGUGGUGGACCUCAUCGUGGACAUCAUGUUCGUCAUCGACAUCGUCAUCAACUUCCGCACCACGUACGUCAACGCCAACGACGAGGUGGUGAGCCAGCCCGGACGCAUCGCCGUGCACUACUUCAAGGGCUGGUUCCUCAUCGACAUGGUGGCCGCCAUCCCCUUCGACCUGCUCAUCUACCAAUCGGGAGAGGAGACGACGACUCUGAUUGGCCUGCUGAAGACGGCGCGGCUGCUGCGAUUGGUCCGCGUGGCGCGCAAGCUGGACCGCUACUCGGAGUACGGCGCGGCGGUGCUCUUCCUCCUCAUGUGCACCUUCGCCCUCAUCGCCCACUGGCUGGCCUGCAUCUGGUACGCCAUCGGCAACGUGGAGCGCAACACCGCCUCGCGCAUCGGCUGGCUGGACUCGCUGGGCGAGCAGCUGGGCAAGCAGUACAACGACUCCCUGCCCGCCUCUGGCCCCUCCAUCAAGGACAAGUACGUCACCGCCCUCUACUUCACCUUCAGCAGCCUCACCAGCGUGGGCUUCGGCAACGUCUCGCCCAACACCAACUCCGAGAAGAUCUUCUCCAUCUGCGUCAUGCUCAUCGGCUCGCUGAUGUACGCCAGCAUCUUUGGGAACGUGUCGGCGAUCAUCCAGCGGCUGUACUCCGGCACGGCGCGCUACCACACCCAGAUGCUGAGGGUCAGAGAGUUCAUCCGCUUCCACCAGAUCCCCAACCCGCUGCGCCAGCGCCUGGAGGAGUACUUUCAGCACGCCUGGUCCUACACCAACGGCAUCGACAUGAACGCUGUGCUGAAAGGUUUCCCAGAGUGCCUGCAGGCGGACAUCUGCCUGCACCUGAACCGCACGCUGCUGCAGAACUGCAAGGCCUUCAAGGGCUCGACCAAGGGCUGCCUGCGCGCGCUGGCCAUGAAGUUCAAGACCACGCACGCGCCGCCCGGGGACACGCUGGUGCACGCCGGCGACGUCAUCUCCGCCCUGUACUUCAUCUCCCGCGGCUCCAUCGAGAUCCUGCGCGGGGACAUGGUGGUGGCCAUCCUGGGAAAGAACGACAUCUUCGGCGAGCCCAUCAACCUGUACGCGCGCCCGGGGAAGUCCAGCGCGGACGUGCGGGCGCUGACCUACUGCGACCUGCACAAGAUCCAGCGCGAGGACGUCCUGGAGGUGCUGGACAUGUACCCCGAGUUCUGCGACCACUUCUGGGGCAACCUGGAGAUCACCUUCAACCUGCGCGACUGUAACAUGGUUCCUGGGUCUCUGAGCAGUGAGGACUCUGACAGCACCUCCUUCAGCCGGCUGCGCAGAAGCAAAAUGUCCUUCCACCGUCGCACCGACAGAGACACGGAGAACGCCGGCCGGGCCAGGCCGUCGCAGAGGCCCGCGCGCCACGUCCGGAAGCAGGCCGUUGGUAACCACGGCAACGGGCGGAACGGCGCGCGGGAGGGGCCCCGGAGCUCCGACUCCUCCCCCUCGCGCUCCGUCGCUGACGACGACGAGGAGGAAGAGGAGGAAGAGGAAAAGGUCCUGGCCUGCCCCAUCCCUCCCUUGGUGCUCGACCUGCCCAGAGGGCAGCUCGCCGCCCCCAAUUUCAGCGACGCCCCCGAAGGGGAGGCGGAGCCUCAGGACGGGAACACAUGCAACUCACUGUCAGGUGCGUUUUCGGGGGUCUCCAACAUCUUCAGCUUCUGGGGCGAGAGCCGGGGGAGGCAGUACCAGGAGCUGCCCAGCCAGAGCCUGUCGUCCCCCCCCCCUCUGGACACGCCCCUCCGCUGCCUCACCCGCCGCCAGCGCAGCGGCCUGGAGACCCGGCUGGAGCUGCUGCAGAAACAGCUCAACAGGCUGGAGACGCGGAUGACAGCGGAUAUCGGUGCCAUCAUGCAGCUGCUCCAGAGGCAGAUGGUCCUGGUUCCCCCGGCCUACAGCACGGUGUCCCCCCCCCCACAGACGGGCCCCUACCCCGGGCCCGGGGACCAGCCAGGGUCCCCCGUCGCCCCGGAGCCCCAGACACUGACCUCCCUCUCUCAGACCCCGGCUGCCCAGGGCCCCUCCGCCAGCCCCCGCGAGUGUCUGUGGAGCUCCACAGAGGCGCAGGCCAGCCCCUCGGAGACCGGCCCCUGCGGGGCCCGCAGCCUGGGGGCCCGCUCGGACCCCGGGGCCGGCCGGCGGCUCUCCCUGCAGGAGCAGCGGGUCCCCCUGGACUCACGGACCCCGCAGAGACCCGGCUCGGACCCGGGAAGAUAG